CGAAUAUCGAUGUAAUAAUGAAGUCCCGUACUAUUUUCCGGAUUCAUUUUUUUGCAAACCGUCAGCGGACUUUAGGAUUAGACAUACAAAUAUGGCCGCACGCUGUAGUACCAACCAUGGAAUCUUUUAGGAUUUUGAUUUUCAGUUUAUUUCUUCUAACUGAUGUCAAUGCAGAUGAACAUUUGACAUCGAAGUUGAAGGCCGAUGGAUAUGAAAGAAUGAGAUGUGGUUAUUCAUUGACAACACUAUGGACGGCUGAGCUUGCCCACUCUCCUUUUGCCUCUGCACCGUUGAUAGCCGAUGUAAAUGGUGAUGGCUCUUUGGACAUAACAGCUACACCGUUCAGUGAAAGCAUGUCUGUUAUUAAUGCCCAGACAGGCAAAGUCUUGUCAGAGUCCAAAUGGCCGGCCCUCAACCUGGAUAACUCCAUCUAUGCCAGUCCACUUCAGUUUGAUGUUGAUGCUGAUGGUAUGCUGGAUCUGCUGUUCACAAUGGCUUCAGGGGAAUUACUGUUUUUUCGACCAGACGGAACCAGGCUUAAACAUAAAAAGUAUCAGGUUGCCCCUGUGUUUGUGUCCAGGACCUGGUACACUGACAUGAUAUCGGUACCCUACAAUGACAUUGACAGAUAUGUUACCAUUGAUCCACCAAGUGUGCCGAAUGACCAGUAUAUUGCUGUUGACCCCCACAUCCUGGCCACACCUGUUCUAGCUGACCUGAACAGUGAUGGACGACUGGAGGAACUGGUCAUACCAGUGUCCUACUUCUACGAGGAGGAUGACUACAGCAGGUUCCCCCACCAGCUCGAGAAACACAAAAUGAGUAACUUCACUGACUUAGAGCGAUAUGUCGUGGCUGGAGUGACAGUUGUCAACCUUACAUCCUUGACCCCACUCUGGACCAAAGUGUUUGACCUUACCCAGGUUGUGUCUGUAUAUCCAGCUUACAACCUGUUCUCCCCGACAGUCGCUGACCUUGACAGUGAGGGUGGUACUCUAGACAUUGUCAUGGGGACGUCAGCAGGCCGAGUCUAUGUGUUUGAUCACCUGGGAGCCGCUAGGAAGGGCUGGCCAAUCACAGUCAACAGUGUCCAUGGUCAGAUCACAGUAUCUGAUGUGAACGGCGAUGAGAGAUUAGACAUGAUUGUCGUGGAUACGAGUGGUAAUGUGCACUGUAUCGGUGCAGAUGGCAGCACUAUCUGGGAAGCAGAGAUAUCGGGGACUUCCUCUCCUGGCAGUCGUUUAUAUGACUUGAAUGAGGACUCCGUCUUAGAUGUCAUUAUCACCACCAAUGAUGGGAACGUUUAUGCUUUGGAUGGGAAGAAUGGAUCUGUUUUGCCAGGCUGGCCUAUCAGGACAGCACAAAAACUGACCGCUAAUAUCUUAAUAGCUAAACUAUCAACUACACACACUGCUCCAGAUAUGGUUUUCUUAACAAAUGAUGGGUCUUUGCAUAUUAUAUCAACUACUCUGGAAUGUAAUACCCAUUACCCCCUUGGGGAAUCGUCACUGGUGCAAAUUUUGUCCCAUGACCUGGUAGACAAAGCUGAAGGCGUGGAGCUCCUCAUAGCCACCAACGAUGGAUCUCUUAUAUGCCUUGGCUCUGAAAAUGAAGUGGAGGAUCCAUUUACUGGAAUAGAUGAUGAAAAAAUACGGGAAAAUCACCUACAAUCCUUACCAUCUGAUGUUAAAACUCCCAAUGACUUUUCUUAUGCACAAAAUAAGCUCGGUGUCUAUGUUACCUGGUUUACCAAGUCGGAAGGGGAGGUAACUGGUGGAAAGUUCACCUUACAAUUUGAAAUAAUUGAUCCAACAGGAAGCACAAAAAAUGUCUACAAAAUCAAGGUGUAUUUUGGUAGUAAUUUACUGUUUUCUGAUGAGUAUGACCAACCUGGAGAAUACAGUGUCAUCAUCCCAGUAUGGGAGGAGCCAAGGCUUGGUCAUGUGACAGUGAUCAUGACCAAUCAGCAUGGUCAAAUUUUCCAGGAUUCCUAUCCAUUGAGAUUUAACACCUUGGUGAUGGAAGAUCUACAGUGGUUGUUGAUGGCUCCCUUCAUCGCCAUGGUGAUAAUACUACUGGUCAUACACGGAUUUCCUGCUAAAGACUUGCUACCUUACACAAAUCAGUCCAAAGGAAGUUGACACACAACAAUCUCUUUAGCCUUCAACUUGUUUGUUUGUCGUUUUUUUAUGUGAUUUGUGUUUAUCAUGAAAUGAUAUGGAGAGAAUGUAAACAUUAACAGAGUAAGAAAAUAACGUCAGUGCUUUUUGUUACAUUUCCUUAAUGUAUUAGAUUGUGUGUUAGUGUGUUUAUAUAGAUUUAUAGCAAGAUUUUUGUAUUAACAAAGCACUUCAUUGACCGUGGACCUCUAUAUGGGAGAUUUUUGUUGAGGGUCUGUAUGGGUGAGUUAUAAUUAGGAUUUGUAUGGGUGAGUUCUGUUGAGGAUUUGUAUCUGUGUGUUUUGUUGAGGAUCUGUAUGAGAGAGUUAUAUUGAGGAUCUGUACGAGAGAGUUCUGUUGAGGAUCUGUAUGAGAGAGUUAUAUUGAGGAUCUGUAUGGGAGGCUUAUAGUGUGGGUCUAUAUUGGAUUUCUGUUGAACAAGAGCAAAUAUAUAUUGUUUUGUUGUAACAUUAUUACUAAGUGGCUCAUUCCAAAAAACAUUUGAUGAAGCAGCAGUGACAAUUGGGCAGUGUCGCUUCAGUAACAUGUUUGUUUCCUUUACAAAAAUAAUAGUAAAUUCCGAGUUCCUUGAUGAGUAUACGUGCCCGUUACUGGAAACAUGAAGGAGUAUCUGUUACAUUUCAUCUCGUGUGAAUUUCUCUCACAACCACUAUAGAUGUCAUCAUUCCAAACUCAUCUGAUAAUCUGCUAGCAGUUUGCGAAUAUUUUUGGUCACACUAGUGGGUUACACCAUCGGCUUGAUUUCAUUGGUCAGUCUUUUAAUUAUGAUGUCAUAUAAUAGUGCUUUGUGUAUUGUUCUUGGCAAUUGUAUCCCCAAUCGCAAAUACAAAUAACGUGUAAUAAUGUUUCCUAGAUACAUGUAUAAACGGACUGUUAUGGGAGAGAAAAAGGCCUAAGUUUGUGAUGGCUGGUUAACGAUGUUUAUCUUACUCUCAUAAAUCAAAUUGUAAAAAGACACUCGGUAAUAUAAACAUCAUGUUUUAAUACGAUAAGAAAGAUUACUAACUUGAGUUUAGAUAAACAUCAUACAUUUAAUGUACCAAGCAGCACUCCUUGGGGAACUUCUAUGAAACUAGUUAAUGAAUGUAACUAUGUAUGUAUAAGUACAUACUAAAUGUAACUAUGUAUGUAUAAGUACAUAAUGAAUGUAACUGCAGGUAUGGAUAAUGGAAGUAAGUAUAAUAAGAAUCCUGUGUAAUUUUAUUUUGUAAUGUAAGCGAUUUCUGUGUGGAAAAAAGGAUUCAAAACAAGGAAGCAAUAUUACAACAAUUUUUUCAAGUUGGAAGCAUUCAAAGUCGGUGACAGUAAUGUUUUGAUACCUUUUCAGAAAGUAUCUAAGGCAGCUUAAAGUAAGGGGAUCCAGACAAGGCAGAAACGAUCACGAUGUUAUACUGUGUCAUGUUCCAUUGAUGAUAGUGGUAUUUUUUCUUUUUUCCAUUCAUUUUUUAAAUAAAUCUAAUUUUUCUAAUU
Messenger RNA from Mizuhopecten yessoensis (Yesso scallop), 3650 nucleotides. RefSeq names its product protein DEFECTIVE IN EXINE FORMATION 1-like. The record is from RefSeq and is a predicted model, not a curated record. The transcript has 13 exons. Bases 18 to 2141 code for a protein of 707 amino acids. NCBI's taxonomy places the organism in Eukaryota, Metazoa, Mollusca, Bivalvia, Pectinida, Pectinidae. Gene Ontology annotation, molecular function: protein binding.